Messenger RNA from Drosophila ananassae, 1521 nucleotides. It is a transcript of the gene alc, whose product is annotated as 5'-AMP-activated protein kinase subunit beta-1. Gene Ontology annotation, biological process: signal transduction. Bases 303 to 1295 code for a protein of 330 amino acids. Gene Ontology annotation, molecular function: protein kinase binding. The record is from RefSeq and is a predicted model, not a curated record. Gene Ontology annotation, cellular component: nucleus; nucleotide-activated protein kinase complex; cytoplasm. NCBI's taxonomy places the organism in Eukaryota, Metazoa, Arthropoda, Insecta, Diptera, Drosophilidae. The transcript has 3 exons.
UCGAUAACGCUACUCGCCAAUAAUAAAACUGCGAAUUACUGCUGUAUAUAUGUACAAAUUGUUUAUUAUUAGCCAUUUUUCUACGGUUCGACCGAUUGAAUAAUGCAGUUUUCUGCCGAAUAAAUGCCAAAUAUUGCUAUUGCUAUCCGAGAACGAACACCCGAAAGCUGAGAAAGUGCGGUGCCAGCAAAACGCGGAAGCGAGACUAGUCGAGGAAAACAAAGUGCCAAAACACCUGAGAAGGGGCCGUGACCUGUGAGGGAGCCAGAGAGAACGGCAAUAAAACUGCACUGCAUGCAAACAUGGGCAACGCGGGCAGCUCCACAGUGCACAUGAGAGAGCGCCACAAGUCGACCGACCUCUCCACCCCGAGCUCUCCAGCAAAUUUCCGCGACUCGGUUGCAGCUGGUGGUGGGGCUGGAGGGGGCGGCGGCGGUGGUGGGGCAGCAGCAGCUUUAGGCGGAGCCGGAGCGGGAGGCCAAGCUUUCUCGUUCGACAAGAAACACACGGCAGUCUUAAACGAGGGCUCGUUGCAAGACGACGACGACCCAUACUACGCGGGCACUGGAACCGGAGCGGGUACCAGGCGCACAGCUGAUAGCGUCGAGGCAACAGCUGGCGAACACUUAAUCAUGGACAGCACGGAGGAGGAGCAGGUUGCUGCUGCUGCGGGAUCCGGCAACUUAUCCAUCAUUGGCAGCGGCGACGACGACGAACCCAAGAAGACUGCCCUGCCCACAGUGUUGCGAUGGGAUGGCGGUGGCAAGAAUGUGACUAUAUCUGGUACCUUCUCCAACUGGAAGCCCAUUUCGAUGGUCCGGAGCCAUGGUAAUUUUGUGACCAUCAUCGAUCUGCCCGAGGGCGACCAUCAGUACAAGUUCUGUGUGGACGGAGAAUGGAAACACGAUCCCAAGCUGAAAAGCGUAGAGAAUGACGAGGGACAGAAGAAUAACUUGGUGUCGGUGCGGGCAUCGGACUUUGAGGUGUUCCAGGCCCUGGCCAAGGACAGUGAGAACGUUACCAACUAUGCCGAGAAGGAGUACUCGCAGGAGGUGCCGCAGGUGAAGCCCUGGGAGAAGGUAUCCGGUCCACCAGUGCUUCCGCCCCAUUUGCUGCAGGUCAUCCUCAACAAGGACACUCCGCUUUCGUGUGAGCCCACAUUGCUUCCGGAACCCAAUCAUGUGAUGCUGAACCACUUGUACGCCUUGUCCAUCAAAGACGGUGUGAUGGUGCUCAGUGCUACGCACCGCUACCGCAAGAAGUAUGUGACCACCUUGCUCUACAAGCCGAUUUAGGCAAGGAGCACUUGGUAUUUUAGCUUUAAGAACUGGUUAUAAUGGGAUAGGUCCCGGCGGAGCCAUCAAAUCGAUUUGUGGAAUACCUGCAACCGUCUCGCUUGUCAAACUCUACUUUACAUAUAUAAUGAAGUGGAAGUGUUUUAUUUUUGUUUAUUAAGCGUUGUAUUUUUAUUAGUAAAUAUAUACGGAACUUGUAAAAAUAUAAGAUUAUUGCAUUGUGUCA